Anarrhichthys ocellatus (wolf-eel) is the source of this 1008-nucleotide messenger RNA. RefSeq names its product COP9 signalosome subunit 8 (gene cops8). NCBI's taxonomy places the organism in Eukaryota, Metazoa, Chordata, Actinopteri, Perciformes, Anarhichadidae. Gene Ontology annotation, cellular component: COP9 signalosome. Gene Ontology annotation, biological process: protein deneddylation; COP9 signalosome assembly. Bases 30 to 626 code for a protein of 198 amino acids. The record is from RefSeq and is a predicted model, not a curated record. The transcript is spliced from 7 exons.
CUACAGUUCGACAGCAGAAGAAGUUCCCGAUGCAGCAGCUCGGCAUCAACAUGCCUACUGCUGUGAUUAUGGAGGAGAAUUAUGAUAAAUUAUUAGAGCAGUGUGAAGCUCAAGAGCUCGAGGCUCCAGGGGGCAUUGCAACACCUCAAGUGUACGCUCAGCUGCUGUCGCUCUAUUUACUGCAUAAUGACAUGAAUAACGGCAGGUAUCUCUGGAAACGGAUCCCCCAAGCAAUAAAAUCGGCAAACCCAGAAUUGACAUCUAUUUGGGCCGUUGGCCAACACAUUUGGCAGCGAGACUUUCCAGGCAUCUACACAACCAUCGCAGCCUACCAAUGGUCAGAGAAUAUCCUGCCGGUUAUGGAGGCUCUUCGAGAGAGCACGCGGCAACGGGCGUACAGUCUAGUGGCCCAGGCGUACACCUCCAUCGCAGCAGAAGAUUUCACCGCCUUCGUGGGAUACUCUGUGGAAGAGGCAGUGAAGGGUGUGGUGACCCAGGGCUGGCAGGCAGACCCCGCUACCAGGAUGGUGAUGCCCAAAAAGCCAGAUCCUCCCCCCGUCUCACUGGUUCCAAACGAGCAGCAGUUGGCCAGACUCACCGACUACGUGGCUUUUCUUGAGAACUGAUAACUCGCCAUUCUUUUUUUUUUAUUUUUUUUUUAUUUUCCGCUGGCCUGGUACGGGGGGGAGAGUACAGGUUUGGAUAGACCUCCAGUCCCACUCCCUGAUAGAGACGUACAAAAAAACACACCCAUCAUCUCGCACGACUGCUGCACGCUCUUCUCCAAGACCUGUUUAUUUAUGACUCGUCUCGCUCCCCCUGUUAAUUCAUACGUUGAAAAUAUCAGAACACAAUGUUGUAUUAUAUCCCAGAACUUUGCAAUAGAAAUACACCAGCUCGUCUGUUUUAGCACUUGGAGGUUGCAAACAAAUUUUGUCAGAAAGUCUUCAGACCUCAUAUUUUGAAGUUUAUGUUUUGACUGGUGAAUAAAUAUUUUGCUGUUUCUAA